GAUGAACAGAAGGAUCCGACUUUCAGUCCAGAACGGGAGCGGCAGCAGACUUUAAUGCAGAUCAUACAAAGUGGAUUUUUUCUAAAGGAGUGUCAUUGUUUCAGGCAUGCCUCUCCAUAGCGUAGUGGUUUUACCCAUCUUAUUCUUUACUGCUGUCUCAAGCACCACGGUGUACGACAGCUACAAUGACUUUGCAGAGGAAGACGACACUCCACAGCUUGACUACAAGGAUCCUUUUUGGUGUCAUCCUCCGGGUCUGACUAACGGCGAGGCGACCUGCCGCUCCCCUCGGGGCGGCGCCCACAGGAGCACUCUGGGGACGCGCUGCGAGAUGAGGUGCGAUCGAGGAUACCGCCUCAUCGGGAGAACUUCCAUUCAGUGUCUCAACAACCGGCGCUGGUCUGGAACCGCCUACUGCCGCAGGAUGCGUUGCCACGUUCUGCCCCUCGUUCACCGAGGCAGAUACUUCUGCUCCCAGGGUUUCAUGGUGGACUCCGUCUGCAGCUUCACCUGCGACUCUGGGUAUCGGAUCGAGGGGGAACACACGCGCACCUGUCAGCACGGGGGGUCGUGGAGCGGCGCGCAGCCAGUGUGUUCAGAUAUUGAUCCUCCAAAGAUCAAGUGUCCUCCAUCCAGACUGAAGGUCGCUGAGCCUGGGAAGCUGACUGCCAGGGUGACCUGGGACCCUCCCUCUGCCUCAGACACCGCCGACAAAUCGCUGGACGUGAUCCUCGUGGGCCAGCAGCCAGGCACCGACUUUCAAGAGGGCGUGCACAUCAUCCGGUAUAAAGUGUACGAUCAAGCCAGGAACAGGGCCGCCUGCAAGUUCAUUGUACGUGUGGAGGUGAGAAGAUGUACCGAACUGUCUCCGCCCAUGCACGGUUCCCUCACCUGCUCCUCUGAUGGGAAUAACUACGGCGCCACAUGCGACUAUCACUGCGAUGGAGGACAUGAACUGAGGGGGGCGUCGAGUCGGGUCUGCCAGUUCAGCCGCAGCUGGGACGGAAGCCCCGCCGAGUGCGUCCCGAUGGAGAUUAAGUCCGACGUGAAGACGGUUUCUGCUCUCCUGGACCAGUUUUACGAGAAGCGGAGGCUGCUGAUCAUUUCUGCUCCCAACAUCUCCGACGCCGACUACCAGCUGCAGAACGUCAUGAUACAAAAGGCAGACUGUGGAUUAGACCUGAGACACUUCACCGUCAUCGAGCUGCUGGGGUCGCCGCCACGAGAGACGGGACGCAUCAAGGAGAGGCUGCUGGAGACUGAAGUGAUCGAGGGUUUAAGGCAGGUGUUCAGGAUCUCCCGGUCGUACUUCAGCAUGGUGCUGCUGGACGAGCUCGGCCUGGACCGCGAGCGCUUCAUCAUGCCGAUCGCGUCGGACGAGCUCUUCUCCUACAUCGACAGCUUCAUGCUGGAUGAAGAGGAGCGGGAGCGGCUGGAGCUCCACAGAGAGUUCUGUGACUAACCUAAUAACCCUCAACGACUGCCGGCGCAGCAUCAGCAACAACAAGAGGGAGCGGAAAAAACAGAAACCAGGUCCGGAGGAACAUUCGGAGGGAAACCAGAGGACGGUUCCUCACGUUCAACUGUGAUCACUUUACAACACUGAGGUUCGAGCACUGUCGCCAAAAUAUCAGAGGAGGUUAAAUCACAGAAAAUAUAAUCCACAAAUGCAUAACAUAUGGUGGCAUGAUGUCUAUUUUUGUGAAUAUAAACCUUUGAUAGCUAAUUCUAAAUGAGAGAAACUCCCACAAUGCAAUACUAACAGAACUAUUGAUUUUUCUUUGUUGGAGAAUAAAUGUAUACCUGA
Messenger RNA from Salarias fasciatus (jewelled blenny), 1807 nucleotides. RefSeq names its product sushi-repeat containing protein X-linked 2 (gene srpx2). The transcript has 11 exons. The record is from RefSeq and is a predicted model, not a curated record. Gene Ontology annotation, molecular function: signaling receptor binding. Bases 107 to 1462 code for a protein of 451 amino acids. Gene Ontology annotation, biological process: positive regulation of synapse assembly; positive regulation of cell migration involved in sprouting angiogenesis; cell-cell adhesion. NCBI's taxonomy places the organism in Eukaryota, Metazoa, Chordata, Actinopteri, Blenniiformes, Blenniidae.